Trichosporon asahii var. asahii CBS 2479 is the source of this 1260-nucleotide messenger RNA. RefSeq lists its product as uncharacterized. The transcript has 3 exons. Lineage: Eukaryota; Fungi; Basidiomycota; Tremellomycetes; Trichosporonales; Trichosporonaceae. Bases 1 to 1260 code for a protein of 419 amino acids. The record is from RefSeq and is a predicted model, not a curated record.
AUGUCUUCCUGGUCGCUUGUGCUCUGGCAUCCGCCUCCAUCUUACGCUCCGCCUGCCGAGGAGGAGCCCCUCUACACGCUCAACCCACAUGUGACAGCUCUCCUUCGCGAUGAGAACCGCCUUCCUCGCCUCCUCUCCCUCCCCGCUGCUUUCCCACCGCUCUGUACGUUCGAGGAAGCCACUUCUGAGGAGGUGAUGGAGCCUUCUUCUACAGGAAUCACCCUCGAGACUCAGCUCAUGGAUGUGGACUCUCCCGAGCCCCCAAUCGAGUCGACCGUGAUCAUGCCCGUUGACGAGGACGAGCCGCCUCCUCCCGACGCCACGCCGCCAACCGUCGCCGAGGAAGACAAGCAGCCCUCCGAGGAAGACGAACCCUCCACUGGAGUCCGACACCAGGGCAUGCACAAGCGCCCCGCAGCUGAGCCUCGUCCGUUCAAGUCGCCUGCCCGCAUCGUGCUGCGUGGCGCGAAACGCAAGCCCGAGUCGCCACUGCCUUUCCCCGUCUCCUCCCCCGCCCUACCUAUCCCGCAGAUCGAGUGGCCGAACAAGUUACCGCCCAAGCUCUCCUCGCCGUCUCCCUCGCCUCUCCCCCGCUCCCUCAGCUCGCAGCGCUCGCAGCACUCGACAAGCUCCCGCCGCCUCAACGCCAAGUUCAAGCCCCCCGGCCCGUCCUCCGCCUCCUCUGACUCUGAGCCCUCGCGCUCCUCCCGCCGCCGUCGGGGACCUGACGCCGAGCUCAUCGCGAGUCUGGAACAGCGCGUGCGUGUAUUGAAGCAAGCCUCGGCGUGUGGGGAGGACGAGCGCGUCGUCGCGCUGAUCCAGCAGUGGCGCGCGGCAGGGAGGGAGGUGACUGAGCGUCUGUUCCGGAUGAUUCCGGAGCCUGAGCCCGAGUUGCCGCAGAGGAGUAAAGGAAGGUCUUCGGGGUGGGGAUGGGGAUGGAACGAGACUUUCACUGAGCCUGUGUCCCGCGCUUGUGUCGCUUUUAUUCGUGAUGAGUGUGCGGUCAAGAAUGGGGAGAUUGUUGAUCCGGAAGGGGUACCCCUCCAGGAUGAUGUGGCGCUUGAUGAUCUCUUGCCGCGCGGAGGGGGGAGGGUGGUCGAGGCAAAGCGGCCGCGUAUCUUGACAGACGACGAUGUACCAGCGCCCCCUGAGGUCCAGCCGUGGAACCGUGGCACGAUGCUGAGCAAGCUCGGCGUCGACCCCGCUCUGCUCGGGUUCAACGUCGAGGAAGACGACUGGGACGACAUCAACGACGACUGA